AUGGCUCAUAGCAUCAUUGGUCUAGUGGUAGAAUUCGUCGUUGCCAUCGACGAGGCCCGUGGAUCAGGAAAUAUCAACAGCCAAUCAGCGUAUUCAACGCCCAUCGGUUCCAGCAUCAUUGGUCUAGUGGUAGAAUUCGUCGUUGCCAUCGACGAGGCCCGUGUUCGAUUCACGGAUGAUGCACAGUUCUUUCUUUUUGCUCUUUGCCAUUUCGUUGGAAGCACGUGUCCAACACCCUUGGUUCCUAGCAUCAUUGGUCUAGUGGUAGAAUUCGUCGUUGCCAUCGACGAGGCCCGUGUUCGAUUCACGGAUGAUGCACAGCCCUUCUUUUUGUGUUUUUGCAUUGUCAAUACCUUUUUAUCUUGA
Molecule: messenger RNA, 366 nt
Organism: Penicillium subrubescens
Lineage: Eukaryota; Fungi; Ascomycota; Eurotiomycetes; Eurotiales; Aspergillaceae
Exons: 3
Coding region: 1-366 (121 amino acids)
Source: RefSeq, a predicted model, not a curated record